Molecule: messenger RNA, 2457 nt
Organism: Vitis riparia (riverbank grape)
Lineage: Eukaryota; Viridiplantae; Streptophyta; Magnoliopsida; Vitales; Vitaceae
Product: exocyst complex component EXO70E2
Exons: 2
Coding region: 278-2236 (652 amino acids)
Biological process (GO): exocytosis
Cellular component (GO): exocyst
Molecular function (GO): phosphatidylinositol-4,5-bisphosphate binding
Source: RefSeq, a predicted model, not a curated record
AUCUCCUUUCUCUCUCUUCUUCAUUGCUAUUAUUUGAUCCCUAUAGUUUCUAUCAGUAUAGGGUGUGCCUAUGGAUCUAGUUGAUGAAGUCCCUGCUGAGAGCCUGAGCUUUUUCUUUGAAGAUUUGCUUGUCUUUAGCUCCUUUUGGUUGUUAUUCAGGAAAAUUGGGUUUGAUCUGCGGUGGUAAGAGCUUCUGGAGAGUUUGGGGCUCAAAUCUAAGUGUUGUUGGUUGAGAAUUGCUAAUUUUUGAAGUCUCUGUUGGUCCUGCUCUAUAGCUAUGGGGGAUUGUAAAUCUGUAGCUCCGGGGUUGGAAGGGGAGGAAAACUUGAUUGCUGCAGCACAGCACAUAGUGAAGGCGUUGGGGUCUAAUAAGAACCUUACUGAUGAUGUGAGGAAGAUUUUGGUGGAUCUUGGUACCCAGUUGUCGACCAUAACCAUAGCCGAUGAAAACAAGAGUGAGGGGGUAAAUGAAAUUGAAGACCGGCUUAUUGCUGCACAGGACAAGGUGAUGAGUUGGGAAGCUGAUCAGUGUAUGGUAUGGGAUUCAGGCCCUGAGGAAGCUGCUGAGUAUCUGAAGGCUGUUGAGGAAGUGAGAAAAUUGACGGAAGUCUUGGAAAGCUUGUGUUUGAACAAAGAUAGUGAAGGGGAUGAGCUCCUACGGAGAGCUUAUGAUGUUUUACAGACAGCAAUGGCAAGGCUUGAGGAAGAGUUCAGAUACUUGCUUUUUCAGAAUCGGCAACCCUUUGAGCCUGAACACAUGUCUUUUCGUUCUAAUGAUGAGGAUGUGGUGGACGAGGGCUCAAUCAUAUCUUUUGAGGAUGACCCAGUUGAGGACUCCCUUCAGACUGAUAGUAUUAGCAGAAGCUCUGAGGACUACAUCAUUCACUUGGUCCAUCCAGAUGUGAUUCCUGACCUCAAAUCCAUAGCAAAUUUAAUGUUAAGUUCAAAUUAUGAUCAGGAAUGCUCUCAGGCCUAUAUAAGUGUCCGCAAGGAUGCCUUGGAUGAGUGCCUCUCCAUUCUUGAAAUGGAGAAGUUGAGCAUUGAGGAUGUCCUUAAGAUGGAGUGGGCAGGCUUGAAUUCCAAGAUUAGGAGAUGGGUUCGGGCUAUGAAGAUAUUUGUGCGCGUCUAUCUUGCUAGCGAGAAAUGGCUAAGUGACCAAGUUUUUGGGGAGGUUGGAUCAGUUAGUUCAGCUUGUUUUGUGGAGGCAUCACGGGCUUCAAUUUUUCAGCUGCUGAAUUUUGGUGAGGCCAUAGUUAUUGGUCCCCACAAACCAGAAAAAUUGAUGCGCAUACUCGACAUGUAUGAGGUGCUAGCAGAUCUUCUUCCAGAUAUUGAUGGUAUAUACCAGGAGGAUAUAGGUUCUUCUGUUAGAACCGAGUGUCGUGAGGUUCUAGGGGGAUUGGGUGACUGUGUGAGGGCAACCUUUCUUGAAUUUGAGAAUGCCAUUGCAUCAAACACAUCAACAAAUCCUUUUGCAGGGGGUGGAAUCCACCCACUGACUAGGUAUGUCAUGAACUACAUCAAGAUUCUUACCGAUUACAGUAAUACCAUUAAUUUGCUAUUCGAGGACCAUGACAGAGCAGAUCCUGGUUCAUUGUCAUCCAACACAAGUCCAGUUACAGAAGAGGAGAACAAAAGUGGAAGGUCUUCUUGCAGUACUCCAACGGGUCUCCACUUCCGGGCACUGAUUUCAGUUCUUGAAUGCAACCUUGAGGAUAAGUCCAAGUUGUACAGGGAUGUUGCUUUACAACACCUGUUCUUGAUGAACAACAUUCACUACAUGACUGAAAAGGUUAAGAAUUCUGAACUCAGGGAUGUUUUUGGGGAUGAAUGGAUUCGCAAGCAUAACUGGAAAUUCCAACAGCAUGCAAUGAACUAUGAGAGAGCUUCUUGGAGUUCAAUCUUGCUUUUACUCAAGGAGGAAGGGAUUCAGAACUCCAAUUCGAAUUCUCCAUCGAAAACUGUUUUGAAGGAUAGGCUCCGGAGCUUUAAUGUUGCUUUUGAGGAGCUCUACAAAUCCCAGACAGCAUGGCUGAUCCCAGACAGUCAGCUUCGAGACGAGUUACAAAUCUCAACGUCCCUCAAAGUAGUCCAGGCUUAUCGGACAUUUGUGGGAAGACAUAACCCUCAUAUCAGUGACAAGCACAUAAAGUACAGCCCUGAUGAUCUACAGAACUUCCUCUUGGAUCUCUUUGAGGGAUCUCCAAAAUCACUGCCAAAUACCCACAGGAGGUGAUACCAGAAUCAGUCGGAAUGGCUAUUCUUAUCCACUGCCUUCCUUAACCACGAAGAGUACUAAAUUUAGGUAUUCACUCAGCAAGUUCUCGUAUUUCCUAUAGCUGUAUUCUCUAUGAUUGAAAUUUCAUUGUUGAUUUCUACAUAUUCUAUUUAUUGUGACAAUGUAAAGUGCGCUUCUAUGACCAGAAAUUGCUAGAAUUUUGCUGGUACCUUGGCUUG